This is a messenger RNA of Aspergillus japonicus CBS 114.51, 4167 nucleotides long. RefSeq names its product NACHT and TPR domain protein. Gene Ontology annotation, molecular function: protein binding. Bases 1 to 4167 code for a protein of 1388 amino acids. The transcript has 4 exons. The record is from RefSeq and is a predicted model, not a curated record. NCBI's taxonomy places the organism in Eukaryota, Fungi, Ascomycota, Eurotiomycetes, Eurotiales, Aspergillaceae.
AUGACCACCCAAACAAUGGCAACAGCCCAGAUCCCCCAGCUCUGGGCCACCGCCCUCGCGCGUUACGAGAAGAUCACGCACCGCCCGCUGGACAUCCACGCCUGGCGGGACGUGACCACCGUCGACGGGCUGUGGGGCGCCAUCGAGACUGAGAACCAGGCCUUCCAGGAUUUCCGACUCAAGCGCGCGGGGCUGUGCACGGCCCUGAGCCAGGCGCUGCGGCCCAUCGAGCUGGUCGGCGAUCUGGCGGCCACCGCAGCCGGGUUGUUCUUCGCGCCCAGCUCGUUGGUCUUCGGCGCCGUGCGGUACCUGAUCGACGCCGCGAAGGGGGUGUCGGCCAAAUAUGACGCGAUCGUGGAGCUGAUGAUGACCUUGCAGGACUUCACCACCCGCCUGGCGGUCUACGCGCAGCAGCAGAUCUCGGGGCCGCUGCAGGAGAAAAUCACCCACAUCCUGACCACGCUGUUAGAAGUGUUCGCGAUCUCGCGACACCAGAUCAGCCUGGGGCGACUGCGGAGUUUCGGCAAGAACGUGCUGCUGGGCAACGACGACGGAAAGGCGGCGAUCGCCAAGCUGGCGCAGCUGGUCGACAGCGAGCGGAACCUGGUGGGCGCGGAGACGCUGACCGCGGUCAAGGGGGCGAAGGGCGUCAUCGACCGCGUCGACCUCAACGUGCUCGAGCUCACGCGGCGCAUCGACGCCCUCAACCGGGUGCAGGCGCACGCGCACGCGGCCGCCGACGCCGACGCAGCUCAAGAAAAGGGCCCCCGGGACAAGGUUAAGCGCGUGCUGCAGCCCGGCACCAGCGCCGACGACCGGUACAGCCUGAUCGCGCGGGCGCGGGUCCCGCAGACGGGCGACUGGGUGCGCGAGGAGCCCGAGUUCCGCGAGUGGCUGCGCCGCGACAAGCCCCUCCUGUGGGUGACGGGGACCCCGGGCGCAGGCAAGUCGUACCUGGCGGCCAACAUCAUCGCCCAUCUGCGCGAGCUGUAUCCGCAGAACGUCCAGCAUCCCUCGCAUGUCUCGGUUGCGUAUUACUUCUUCAAGGACGACAAUUUGAAAACGCGCUCGUGUCACCAGGCUCUGCGGGACAUCGCCUUCAAGAUCGCCCAGAAUGACCCCGCCUAUGCGAAUUUCAUCGCGGGUCGGGUGGACUCGCCGGAGGAGAUUCGAAGCCUGUCGAGUUUGUGGCAGCAGCUGUUUGUGGAGUACUUCAUCGCGCACGAGACCGGCGACAGCCAGGCGUACAUCGUGCUGGACGCGCUGGACGAGGCGUUCGCGGAGGAGCGACAGGAACUGUUCCAGCUGGCGGGCGAUAUCCAGCCGGGGGGACGGUUGCAGCUGCUUCUACUGGGGAGGCCGCACAUUGCCCAGGAGAUGGACGAGCUGAUGGAACAGCUGGCCGUGUCGACCAUCUACAUCUCGGACGUGAACAACUCGGACGACAUCGUUCGAUACAUCCAGAGCAGCAUCGCCAAGUCGGUCUACCUGCGACGCGCGUCCAAGGCGCUGCAGGCCGAGAUCGUGCGUCGGGUGUCCAGCGGCGCCCAGGGCAUGUUCCUCUGGGUCGACUUCAUGCUCAAAGAGCUGCUCAAAAAACGCGACGAGGCACGAAUGCGCAAGGCGCUGGAAGAGGCGCCGCGCGGAUUGUCCGAGAUGAUCCGUCACGUGCUGAAGAGCUACUCCGAGAGCCUACGGGAUGCACCGCAAUACGCCGAAGACCUGAACGAGAUGUUGGCCUGGGUCGUGUGCGCCCAUUGGCCGCUGAAGCUGCAACAGCUGGAAAGCAUCAUCCAGUGGCGGUCGCCCGAGGGCGAGGGGUGGAUCUGGCUGGAGGGCUAUCUCCGACGGGAGUACGCCUCCUUGUUUCUCUUGAUCCGAGAAGAUGGACUUAGCACGGCUGAUUUACAGCGGGCGAACAUCGGACGAGCCGAGUGGGAGGUCGACACGCUGGUGGAUGAUGGCUUCGACGAUACAGACAACCCGUCGGACUUUGACUCGGACCCGGCGACCACGGAGGUGACCUUCAACCACGCCUCGCUGGGAGAUUUCUUCCGCAACGAGGCCGAGGGGCCUGUUUCGGCUGAAGACGGGCCCCUCGUGGGGAUUUCUUACCAUGCGGCGAAAGUACUGGUGUUCAAACGGUACUUCGAGAUCGUCGCCUGCGAAGAGGGCUCUCCCAAGCAAGAGAUCGCGCAGGUGCUCCGGGUGUACGCGGCCGGCUCGAUCGUGUCCGCCUUGCAGGACAUUGAAAUCGACAAAUGCAGCGCAGAAGAUAAGGGUGCGAUCGGUCUGAGCAUCGCGCGCCUUUUGUCCGUCCCCCCAAUUCUCGAAGCAUACGUCAAACACAGAAGCGACCUGUCGUACCCAGGCGAGCACCUAGCACUCUUCAUGGAGUGGCUCAAAGACCCGGGCGUCCAAGCCUCGCUGCCUCGGACCGAAAAAGCCUGGUUCGAGGAAUCCACCGCCUCGGGCGACGUGGGGAUCUACCUUCUGACCGCGAAGUUCAUCGCGGAGCAAUGGUUACAGAAGGGGUUCUGGCUGGCGGGGCCCUGCUGCCGGUAUAUCAUCGAAUACAUCCGGCUCAGCCAGGGCACACCGCCCUCACCAGCCAUCUCAGUCGAGGCCGUUCUCUCCGCCGCGGAGUGGUGCGGAUUCACCCAGAACCAGCUCUGGCACCGCCGACUGGGGAUCGCGCUGCGCGAUCUCGGGUUCCUCGACGAAUCCAUCCCCCACUUCCAGCGCGCCGUGGACCUCGACCCAUCCCCAAACCCACAAACCCUACUCGCGCGAGCCGGGAUGGCGAAAGCGUACCUCGAACGGGGGGAAUUCGCGCAAGCGAUCGAGCAGGACCGCGUGUGCGUGGCGGAGCUGCAACCGCAACGCGAACCGGACACACUCGACCUGCAAGCCCACGCGUCGUACGAGCGGCUCGGCCAGAGCUACACCGCGCUCGACGACGUCGAGUCCGCCGUGGCCAUGUACCGGGCUGGUCUGGAGACGGCCGGGUUCUGUAACACGUGUCUCUGCGCGAUGCUGGAACAGCUUAGCGCGCAGAGCCGCCACGAGGAGAUCAUCUCCCUGCUCAAAAGCCUCGACCGGCCUGCCCCUGCCCAGAACCGAGACGCCACCUCCCCGUCCGCCACCUCCACCCCCACCACAAUUCUCACGCAAAGCAUCCUCACCAAUCCCGACUGGUACGACGACUUCAUCGACCGGGUCACGGCCGCGGCGGCCGCGACGCAGCAAAUCCCCUUCCUGAUCGACGCGUACACGACAGCAGUGGCGACCGCCCACAGGGAGCGCAAGGCGGUGGCGAAAGCGAACCUGGAGUUCUGCCUGGGGAUGCUGUGGCAGACGCACGGGCACGACGGGGAUCGCGCGGCGGCGAUGUGGGAGCGGCUGAUCCACACGUACCGCGGCAGCCGGUCGGAGGGGGAGAUGGUGUCGGUGCUGGAGAUGGCGGCGGGGUCGCUGGCGACGCACUACCUGACCAAAGCGAUGGAGGUGGGGUUCGACUCGGAGGCGGGGAGGCGGUACGGGGUGUUGCUGGAGGUGUUGGCGCGGGGGCAGGCGGUCUUCGUGACCACGUCCCCGGUGGGGUUGAUCCUGGGCAGCUAUUAUCGGCUGUCUGGGCGGGAGGCCGAUGCGAUGGCGUGCUAUCAGGCGCAGGUGCGGGCGGCGCUGCGGCUGGUGGAGGACGAGAGUCCGGGGAUGGCGAUGGUGGGGUAUACGCGGUUGGGCAGCGUGUUCGCGGCGCUGGGGGAGGACGAGGAGGCGCUGGCGAUGUGGUAUCAGGAUCAUUUGAUGUAUGAGUUGAUGGGGGAGGCGGAGGACGAAGCUGAUGGUGAAGCUGCUGACGACGACUCGAAAAAACCCACCUUCUUCACGUGCAACGGCUGCAGCCUCUCCGUGGAGAUCGACGGCAACUAUAUCUGCCGGUACUGUCACGACGUGCUGUUCUGCCCGGGGUGUAUGCAGCAGCUCGAGGCGGGGACGCUGGCCGUGAGGGUGUGCAGUGCGCAGCAUGCGUGGGCGUUUGUGGCGCGGCGGCCGGAGGCGGUGCGGCGACGGGGGGAGGAGCAGCGCGGGAUGGUGUGGGUGCGGGGGGAGUGGGUGGAGGGGGAGGUGUGGAAAACCGAGUUGCGGCGACGGUGGGGGUUGUAG